Oreochromis aureus is the source of this 5112-nucleotide messenger RNA. Its product is annotated as cryptochrome-1-like. The transcript is spliced from 15 exons. Gene Ontology annotation, biological process: negative regulation of DNA-templated transcription; circadian regulation of gene expression; entrainment of circadian clock by photoperiod. The record is from RefSeq and is a predicted model, not a curated record. Gene Ontology annotation, molecular function: FAD binding; DNA binding. Gene Ontology annotation, cellular component: nucleus; cytoplasm. Lineage: Eukaryota; Metazoa; Chordata; Actinopteri; Cichliformes; Cichlidae. The coding region runs from base 149 to 2104 and encodes 651 amino acids.
GCACUGAGCCAAAGUGUUAUGAAACAAAGUAGCGCAGCAGCGGCUCGAGGUGCAGACGGUCAGAGGGACCCAGCGCGCAAACACAAAUACCCCGGCACAGCUCCCCGCUCUGCCCGAAGACAUGCUCCCGUCCCUGGGCCUCACAUAGAUGUCACCUCCGGGGAGCCAGCACAAGAAUAAAAUGGCCCUAAAUUCCAUCCACUGGUUCCGGAAGGGCCUCCGUCUCCAUGACAACCCAGCUCUGCGGGAGGCGGUCCAGGGGGCGGCCACAGUGCGCUGCGUUUACUUCCUGGACCCGUGGUUCGCGGGCUCCUCCAACGUCGGGGUCAACAGGUGGAGGUUUCUUCUCCAAUGUUUGGAGGAUCUGGACGCCAGCCUUCGCAAGCUCAACUCUCGCCUUUUCGUCAUCAGGGGCCAACCAGCCAACGUGUUCCCGCGGCUCUUUAAGGAGUGGAAGAUCUCCCGGCUGACCUUUGAAUACGACUCGGAGCCUUUUGGGAAGGAGAGAGAUGCCGCCAUCAAGAAGCUGGCCAUGGAGGCGGGCGUGGAGGUCAUCGUCAAAAUAUCGCACACCCUGUAUGACCUUGACAAGAUUAUCGAGCUGAAUGGCGGGCAGCCUCCGCUCACCUACAAGCGUUUCCAGACUCUGAUCAGCCGGCUGGAUCCUCCAGAGAUGCCCGUGGAGAUGCUGACGGACACGCUGAUGGGGCGCUGCGUCACGCCCGUCUCUGAGGACCACGGGGACAAGUACGGCGUCCCCUCGCUGGAGGAGCUGGGCUUUGACACGGAGGGGCUGCCGUCAGCCGUGUGGCCGGGAGGAGAGACAGAGGCUCUGACCAGGAUAGAGCGCCACCUGGAGAGAAAGGCGUGGGUGGCGAAUUUCGAGCGUCCGAGGAUGAACGCCAACUCGCUGCUGGCCAGCCCAACAGGCCUCAGCCCAUACCUGCGCUUCGGCUGCCUCUCCUGCCGCCUCUUCUACUUCAAGCUCACCGACCUGUACCGCAAGGUGAAGAAGAACAGCUCUCCUCCACUCUCGCUCUACGGACAGCUACUGUGGCGCGAGUUCUUCUACACCGCCGCCACCAACAACCCACGCUUCGACAAGAUGGAGGGAAACCCCAUCUGCGUCCGCAUUCCCUGGGACAAAAAUCCUGAGGCGCUCGCCAAGUGGGCUGAGGCGAAGACGGGCUUUCCCUGGAUCGACGCCAUCAUGACUCAGCUGAGGCAGGAGGGAUGGAUUCAUCACUUGGCCCGACAUGCCGUGGCCUGCUUCCUCACCAGAGGAGACCUGUGGAUCAGCUGGGAGGAAGGAAUGAAGGUGUUUGAGGAGCUGCUGCUGGAUGCAGACUGGAGCGUGAACGCGGGCAGCUGGAUGUGGCUGUCCUGCAGUUCAUUCUUCCAGCAAUUCUUCCACUGCUACUGCCCCGUGGGCUUCGGCCGGCGCACCGACCCCAACGGGGACUUCAUCAGACGAUACUUACCUGUCCUCCGAGGUUUUCCUGCUAAGUUCAUCUACGACCCGUGGAACGCUCCAGAGUCCGUGCAGGCAGCGGCCAAGUGCAUCAUCGGAGUCCAUUACCCGAAGCCCAUGGUGCACCACGCAGAGGCGAGCCGGCUCAACAUCGAGAGGAUGAAGCAGAUCUACCAGCAGCUGAGCCGAUACAGAGGACUGGGUCUGCUGGCGUCAGUGCCGUCCACCAACGGGAACGUGAACGGAGGAAUGAUGGCCUAUUCUCCUGGAGAGCAGCAGCCAGGGACCAACGCGCCCGGAGUGUCAGGGAGCCCCGUUCCAACAGGAAAUGGCAGCGGAAGCAUCCUGCUCAACUUUGACAGCGAAGAACAGACCGGCCCCAGCGGCGUUGGACAGCAGCAUCAGCGCCUGCAGCAGCAUGGAUACCACACAGUGCCAGACGCCAGCCAGAACACCAGCAGCCGACUCUACCACGAGUUUGCUGUGCCUCAACACCCAGGACUCCUUCUGCUCCCCCGGGGCGGCAUCACAGGGAAACGGGAGCGCGAGUCGGAGCGCGAGGGGUCGGGGGAAGAAGAGCCGGCGUCCUGCUCCAUGCACAAGAUGCAGCGGCAGAGCGCAGAGGCUACCUAGAGCAGGUGGAGAAGAGACCGUCCGGAGUCCAUCGAGGCGGCAGAGAGAGGAAAGCCCGACACCACCGCCUGUCCUCCAAUCACAGCAGCUCCAGACAGGCACCUCCUCCUCUUCCUACUUUUCCUCACACACAGAAAAUCCCAGAUAACACACACAGAGGUGAAAAUGUGUCGGUUGGCUCGAGUCGGUUGACCUCUGACCUCAGAGGAAUGUGCAAAGAAACAAAUGACCUCAAACUUUAUUUCUAAUAAAAUAAAUAAACCAAUAAAAACUAUAUUGUCUUAAACGGCUGCCACCAGCACCAACCGCCGCGCAGCUGCCAGGCUAUGACGCGCAGCCUUUGUCCCAGGCUUCGGAGAGUCUACUCAAACAAACAGGUUUAAACAGGGAAAUGCAGCUAAAGCUCCGCCCAUGAGCCACGCCUUGAGCAAAGAGGUCAUCCGGAGGAGCGCAGCUGUAACACGAGUGACCCGAAGCACCAAACGCAGCCUGCCAACUUCACUUCCUGUCUGUGUAAAUAAAGUUGUUUUUUUUUAAUACUGGAGGUGCAGCGGGUUAAUAAACACGAAAACCUCCUACAUAAGGGCACUGGUUGUGAUUCCCCCUUUCACCACCUGGGGUAGCAUUUCACCAGCGCAUCUUCAUGCUGUAAAUGAGCGCUCGCCGCUUCAUACAUUUGCACGCACGCCACGCUGGGGCUUUGGAUGUGGAGUUUCUUCACAUCCUGGUGAUGCUCCAGUUAACUUUGAGCAUUUUUAAAGCAGUUUAUAAAAACAGGAUGUUACAAGAACUACCUUUAUCUCCGAUGCUGGCUUCGUGGGAACGCCUUUGACUGCCUGGUUUGUGCUCGCUCGACUUGUAUCGGCAGCUAACAUCGAAUCCAAGUGAAAUUUUUGGACGUAUAAAAGUCACGAGUGUCAGAGGUUUUUACAUAUUUAUAGCUGAUUAACAAGCCGUCGAGCCCGUUCCCGUUCGUGGUCUUUGAGUCGUGUUUACAGUGACGCUCUUAGAUUAGAGCCUUCGUGCCGUGGUGUCGUUUAGCCCUCUGUGUGACGCCGUUGUGCACGAGGAGGCGAAGUGUGGCUGAAAACUCAGGUCCUGAUCUGAGACUUGUUCUGUUUUUGUCGUUGGACCAUCGUCCUCGCAGCUUUUGCCACAUUUUUACUGAGGUCGCUGCGCUGUAGCACUUGUUUGGUCUGACUUGGCCAGUCACAUUUUCACCUCUCUGUUCCCCUCACACACACCUCCACACAUCGUCUCUGAGGUUUCCUUCUGCAGAUGUGGUGGUUGAGCUAAUGGCUGCGUUCAGUCUCCUCUCCAAGGCGUCACAUUUUUCUAAGAUUUCUUAUAAAAACCAAAAACUUGCUAAACAAAAAUGAAGGAAAAAAGACUAAAAACUAAGUUGACCCAAACGAGCCUCAUUCUGUCACAGACAACAUUCCUCACACGGUUUCCUGCAGCGCUGCACGGGGGGACAGUGAAGCAUGCACGGCUGCUCGGGAUCAUUAAAACCGUCAAUCUGCCCACCGUCUGCUUCAUGGCCGACAAACGAAGGGUCACUGGCGGCGGGGGCGGGGGGGAUCCUCCACCAGCACCGCCACUCCCGCUCAGAGAAUGUACGAUUCUCCUGUAAAAUCCACCCAGCACCAUCUGUGGCUGAUGUUAGCACCACCAGCUACACAAACGGACACAUGCACAUACACAAAGAUACACACACCCGUAAUUACAGCGCAGUUUCAGUAUAGUUACCCUGUUUUCUUUUGAGUUUACAGUGUGAUUACCCGAGUAUUUCUCAUGUCAUUACAGAGUAAAUAUAUACAGUAAAUAUGCUUUUUUUCCCACAGGAAAUGUAGUAAUUAUACAGAGGAAAUACUUGUAAAUAUCUGGUAAUUUCAGAGUGAUUUCACUGUAUUUACGUACAGUUACAUGAGUAAGGACCAGGCUUCAUGUGAGUUUGAAUCCGGGCUAAUUUACCUGUAUUUAAACUAUAAUCACACCCACAACUGUAAACUCAGAUAACUCACUUACUGUUGUUUCACAUUAAAAGUCUUCUUCUACUGAACAGCCAGAGGCCUUUAUUGUGAAAAGUGUUCAUUAAAAAGUAAUAAAGUCCACAUCUCUGUCUCUCCCCCACACACACACACACACACACACACACACACACACACACACACACACACACACACACACACACACACACACACACAGCCUUCAUGAUGAUUAGCCAGGAGAGAACAUCCCAGCCUGCCCUCUGAUAUUAGCGCCCCCUUUUGUUUAACCAGUGUAACUGCGAUCACUGACGAGCGAAUCAGCUGUUUGAAACUUUGUGUAGCAUUUAUGUGUGCGUUGUUGGCCAAUAAUACUAACAAUAAUAAUAAUAAAAUAUUGAUUUGACCUAAAUGCCAAAACUGACCUCGGUACUGAUGAUAUUUGACGUGUUAAUAAAACGAGUGUGUGAAGUGAGGCAGCAUUGCCCCGCCCUCACAGAGCUCAGGUGUUUGAGGUGUUUUACAGGUAAAAUUAAAAUUCUUUUCUGGGUAUUACAGGAAUAUAAAGAAUGUGAGGUCAGCACGCAGGUGCAGAAUGGAAGACAGGGCGGGGCUUCAGACUGAGCAGAUACUCACACAGCACCGUUACCGGACCCAGGGGGGGCGUGGGCAGGUGUCAAGCGGCGGUAUGCAGUGUACAGUAGUCGGCAUUAGUGUGUCGUGGUCGUGCGCCCUCGGCUUCAGCAGUCACGUGGGAGGGGGGCCUUUAGUAUUGUAGUGUUUCUGUAUUAUAUCUCUGUCUGAACAUUGUUAGGUUUGAUAGCUUUUAUCACUGGGGGGGAAAAGUUGAUCCAAGUUUUUAUUCUCGCUCUUUGUUAUGUUUGGUUUCCCUUCACGAAGGCGAAGACAGACGCCAUCCAUCCUCUCUGUAACCUUCUGCUCUUUCUGUCUCCUCGUGAUGUGAACGGCUUUUUGUGAUCAAGUUCAUGGCAGGAAAUUAAAAUUGUUACAACCUGAAAA